AUGUCAGAUCUUGAGUCUUUGCUAGAGUACAAUGAAAUUGUCAAGAAGUUGUUUGCUACUGAAGAAGAAGGAUUUCAAUUCUAUAACAACUACGGUUUUGAGAAAGGAUUUAGUGUGAGGAGAAGCUAUUGUGAGUGGGACAAUGGCCACAAUGAGAUGACUCUUCGGAAGUUCGUUUGCAGUCGUCAAGGUUUCCGUGAAGAGAAGCAACUGAAGAGGGCGAUUAAAAAGCGGAAGCCGCGGAAUAUUACCCGUGUUGGAUGUCUUGCUAAAUUUGUGAUUGCACGAGAUCAGACCACAGGGCAGUGGUAUGUGAAGGAUUUCAUCGAUGAACACAACCAUCCGAUGGCGCCAGCAGAGCUUACUUGUCUGCUACGUUCACAUAGAAGAAUUAGCGAUGAGCAGAAAGCUGAGAUUGCGGAGAUGGAGAGUUCUGGGAUCCGCAAACACAAGAUAAUAGAUAUUUUGGAAAUGCAGUAUGGUGGGUUAACAGAUUCUUCUGUUUGGUCUGAUUUGCUUAAAGUCAAGGAUAUCUAUCUGAUGGGUACCGACAUCUGUAUGAAAAAUGGAAACCUCACUAGAUUCUGGAAGGAUAGAUGGCUUUAUCAACAACCUCUUUGUUUGACAGAGCCAGAGCUUUUUGAACUAUGUGAGAGGGUUCAAAGUACUAAGUGGGCUCGACUCGUCACAGGCUAA
Messenger RNA from Miscanthus lutarioriparius, 696 nucleotides. The record is from the annotation of a GenBank genome assembly. Lineage: Eukaryota; Viridiplantae; Streptophyta; Magnoliopsida; Poales; Poaceae.